Messenger RNA from Scheffersomyces stipitis CBS 6054, 1175 nucleotides. RefSeq names its product proteasome core particle subunit alpha 5 (gene PUP2). The record is from RefSeq and is a predicted model, not a curated record. Bases 339 to 1112 code for a protein of 257 amino acids. Gene Ontology annotation, biological process: proteasome-mediated ubiquitin-dependent protein catabolic process. Gene Ontology annotation, cellular component: nucleus; proteasome core complex, alpha-subunit complex; proteasome core complex. The transcript has a single exon. NCBI's taxonomy places the organism in Eukaryota, Fungi, Ascomycota, Pichiomycetes, Serinales, Debaryomycetaceae.
UUAGAAUUGUUGAAUUCUGCAUUUCUUUCACUGAAGCCAAUCCUUACUGUCGAGAUUCAGUGAUUUUUCAGCAUCUUCUAUACGAAAAUAUCGGAGCUUUUCAUCGAGAAGCUUACAUUUUAUAAGAGUCUUGGAAUUGUCAAUACACCUUAUUUUGGAUCUUUAAUUGAAUCAUAACUGGUCCAAAUUGAAUUGCAAUUCAAUCUUCAGUAGCGCUUCAUUACAAUUGAUCUUCCACACACAUAAUUGAAAGAUCUACAUUCGAAAUCUCAAUCUUCAAUUGCAAUCGUAGAUCUGCAAUCCAUUUCACUUUCAGUACAUCAUAAACUUCAUUUAACAUGUUCUUGACAAGAUCCGAAUACGACCGUGGUGUUUCUACAUUCUCUCCUGAAGGAAGAUUGUUCCAGGUCGAAUAUUCCUUAGAAGCCAUCAAGCUUGGCUCCACUGCCAUCGGUAUUUCAACCUCCGAGGGUGUCAUAUUGGGUGUAGAAAAGAGAGUCUCGUCGUCGUUAUUGGAACAUACCAGUAUUGAAAAAAUCGUCGAAAUUGACAAACACAUUGGUUGUGCUAUGUCCGGAUUGACAGCCGAUGCCAGAUCCAUGAUCGACCAUGCCCGUGUAUCGUCGUUGACUCACAACUUGUACUAUGACGAAGACAUUCAGGUCGAAAGUUUGACACAGUCGGUCUGUGAUUUGGCGUUAAGAUUUGGGGAAGGCGCCGGUGGUGAAAAGAGAUUGAUGUCAAGACCAUUUGGUGUAGCUCUUUUGAUUGCUGGGAUCGACAAGGAUAAGGGUCCUCAGUUGUACCAUGCUGAACCCUCUGGUACUUUCUACAGGUACGAAGCUAAAGCUAUUGGAUCAGGUUCCGAAGGUGCACAAUCGGAAUUGCAGAACGAAUACCACAAGUCAAUGACUUUGAAGGAAGCAGAAUUAUUGGCGUUGAAGACCUUGAAACAAGUCAUGGAAGAGAAAUUGGACUGUAAGAAUGCCCAAUUGGCCAGUGUUACAGCUGAAGGAGGCUUCCAGAUCUACAGUGACGAAAAGACAGAUGAAAUCAUCAAGGCCUUGAUUGAACUGCAAGUUGACGAAGAUCCAGCCCUUUCGGGUAAUUAGAUGUACCAUAAAUUAAAGAAAAUAGUCAUAAGAAAAUGUAGAAGAUACACUAGUACUUUUUGU